Annulohypoxylon maeteangense is the source of this 1412-nucleotide messenger RNA. Its product is annotated as S-adenosyl-L-methionine-dependent methyltransferase. The record is from RefSeq and is a predicted model, not a curated record. Lineage: Eukaryota; Fungi; Ascomycota; Sordariomycetes; Xylariales; Hypoxylaceae. The transcript is spliced from 9 exons. The coding region runs from base 363 to 1412 and encodes 349 amino acids. Gene Ontology annotation, molecular function: methyltransferase activity.
CGCUCGAGUCCAGAGCCAACUGCUUCUCUAGGAUGCAACGUACCUGUUUUAAAUUCCAGCCGCUCCUAGAGAGUCUCGUCUAGCGCUUCCUUCGGGAUGAUGCAUGCUAAGAUAAUCUAUGCGCGGGAUGUGUUUUCGAUGAGAUGACUGGUCAAUCCUGAGUUUUCGUGCUGACACGCUUCCCGUCCCGCUGCUUACCUUCGAUAUAUAUUAAAAUGUUACCCCAUGCGGUCCUGUUCUCGUGCCAAACCUUCUACCCGUAAAUCCCCAGCUCUUUUUCGUAUCAAAAUUUCAUACUCAUUGGUGAAGUUUCAUCGCGCGCGCCGAGACGCAGCUUUGCGCCGCGUCGCGAAGAAUAGAUAAUGGCAGACUCUUCUAGUUUAAGCCGUGAUCGUGAUGACGCGACGUCAUUUUCAUGGGCGUCGACCCGGACCGCGGUAGAACAGGAUCCAUCGUUAUUGUCGUGGGGAAGUGGCAGUCAACCAUCCGUGCCAUCUGUCGACGAUGAUGCUCAAACAGAGACGAGAUCGAUUUCGGGAAGCGUGAGAUCUUCGACCAUGUCGAUAGACUCGAGUCUUUACCAUUUUGUCGAGGAAAAUGGCCGAACAUAUCAUCGAUAUAAAGAAGGCAGAUACUUUCUACCGAAUGAUGCUGCAGAACAAGAACGACUAGACCUCCAACACCAAUUAUUCACCGUAGCGAUCGGGAAUAAACUCAACAUAACCCCAUUUUCGCACGACCCCUUACGAGUCCUAGACAUCGCAACAGGAACCGGCAUAUGGGCUAUAGAAUUUGCGGUGCAGCACCCCGGAUCGCAAGUCCUCGGCACGGAUCUCAGUCCCAUCCAACCGCAAUUCCUCCCCGAGAACUGCCGCUUCGAAAUCGACGACGCAGAAGACGAAUGGGCCUUCAGCGAGCCCUUCGACUUCAUCCACGGCCGCGCGCUCAUGUCCUGCUUCAACGACCCCGCGGCCGUGGUGCGGCAGGCCUUCGCGAACCUGGCGCCCGGCGGGGUGAUGGAGUUCCAGGACGCGCUGUUCCCGAUGAGCUACGUCGGCGACACGCCGGUGGACUCGGCGCUGUACCGCUGGAACGAGAUGAUGGUCGAAGGCGUAACGCGCCUGGGCCGCUCCUGGAGUAACGUCAAGAACUACCGCCGCUACUUCGAGGAGGCCGGGUUCGAGGAUAUCGUCGAGAAGCGCUUCUACUGGCCCACGAGCCCGUGGGCGAAGGGGUUGUAUUUUAAGCUUGUGGCGGCGUAUUUUCAGGAGGAUAUGUUGGCGGGCAUUGAGGGGAUGAGUUUGAAGGUUUUGGGCGGAUUGGGGAUGUCGACGGAUGAGGUUAAGGGCUUUGUGGAGGAGGUGAAGAGGGAUUUUAGGGAUACGAGUGUUCAUGCUUAUUUGACUGUGUGA